CGAUUUUCUUGUGCUAGUUUGAUUUUUGGUUCAGUUAGCUCAACUUAGAUUCGAUUAAUUCGAUUUUUGAUUAAUUCGGUUAUUUUAAUUAAUCGGUCUAGUUUUUCUACUGGUUCGGUUACUUGGAUUAGUUGAUUUCGGUUUUCCAUUUCGAUAAUGCCUUUUCGUGCAUUAACAGGGCAGCACUGAGCAGAAGUUGGAAGAUCGAUUCCAAUUCCAUAGCAGCAGAAUCAAACCGCAGCUUUAACACUAGAUGCACCCAAAAUCUUGAAACGAGCGCAGGGCUCGAAAUUUGAUCCGAAAUGUUCAGUCGUAGCCAUAGAAUUUCCAGAAACAGCUACCAAUCCCUCCCAAAUCUGAAACUCCGUCGCAAUCUCACCGCUGCCACCACAACCGCCAGUCCUCCGCCGCCUCUGACCCCCGAAAACGAAACCACCAUCGCCAAUCUUGUUCUCAAUACAAGCCAACAAAACCUAGCCUCAGCCCUUAAAAGCCACACUGUUCAAUGGACGCCCGAGUUGGUGACCAGAGUCCUGAAGCGCCUCUGGAACCAUGGCCCCAAAGCCCUCCAAUUCUUCGAAGCCCUCGAUUGCCAUCGCUACUACGCCCACUCCGCUGCUGCCUUCGACCAUGCCAUCGACAUCGCCGCUCGAGUGCGCCACUACAAAGCCGUCUGGACCCUCGUCGCUCGGAUGCGUGCUCGCCGCCUCGGCCCAACCCCAAAAACCUUCGCAAUCAUUACUGAAAGGUACGUUGCUGCUGGCAAAGCCGAUAGAGCAGUGAAAAUUUUCUUGUCGAUGCAUCAUCACGGUUGCUGCCAGGAUUUGAAUUCUUUCAAUACAAUUCUCGAUGUGCUUUGCAAGUCUAAGCGGGUUGAAAAGGCUUAUUCAUUGUUAAAGAUUUUUAGGGCUAGGUUUAGGGUUGAUGCUGUUAGUUACAACAUAAUUGCGAAUGGAUUUUGUUUAGUUAAGCGCACACCAAAGGCUCUGGAGGUUUUGAAGGAGAUGGUGGAGAGAGGAUUGGAUCCAACUCUAAUUACUUAUAAUAUACUGCUUAAAGGGUUCUUCAGGACAGGUCAAAUUAAGGAAGCUUGGGAGUUUUUCCUGCAGAUGAAGAAGAGAAAGUGUGAGAUUGAUGUUGUUACCUAUACUACAGUGGUGCAUGGAUUUGGUGUUGCCGGUGAGGUAAAGAAGGCUCAAAAGGUGUUUGAUGAAAUGGUAUGGGAGGGGGUCAUUCCUUCGAUUGCUACAUAUAAUGCCUUAAUUCAGGUUUUGUGUAAGAAAGAUAAUGUUGAGAAUGCUAUCAAGGUAUUUGAGGAUAUGUUAAAGAAAGGUUAUGUACCAAAUUCCAUAACUUACAAUCUGGUGAUAAGAGGAUUGUGUCAUGUGGGCAAAAUGGACAGAGCAAUGGAAUUCGUGCAGAGAAUGAAGGACGAUGACUGUGAGCCAAAUGUUCAGACAUACAAUCUUCUGAUCCGCUACUAUUGUGAUGUUGGAGAAAUUGAGAAGGGUCUAGAGAUUUUUGAGAGAAUGGAGAAUGGGGCUUGUUUGCCCAAUUUAGACACGUAUAACAUUUUGAUAAACGCAAUGUUUGUCAGGAAGAAAUCAGGUGAUUUAUUGGUGGCUGGGAAGUUGUUGGUAGAGAUGAUUGAUAGGGGAUAUUUGCCUCGUAAGUUUAUAUUUAACCGGGUCUUGAAUGGACUUCUGCUUACUGGUAAUCAAGGUUUUGCAAAAGAAAUUUUGAGAUCACAAAGCAAAUCUGGCCGUCUUCCUCGCCAGUUCAGAUUGUAAACCCAUUUUGGCGUGGCUACUGUUAAAUAUGACCUACAUCCUGUCUGAUUGUAAAAUCUGUCACUGUUCAAAAGUGUCCAUACGCUUGUUAGAGUUGCCAGAUUUGGAUUGUUGCACUAACUGGUUUAGUUGAUGGUAUGAUAAUGCAAUGCUCAUGUUGUCUGAAUGCAGUUUGGGGUAUGAACUGCCUAUUUUUGCCAUGGCAGAGAGAUUUGAGCAAUACUUUGGAGCCUGUUGUUUUGGAGGGCUUUGCAGAAAGGAAUUAUUAUUGUUCAGCUAUCACAAGGUAGGUACAAAACUGGAGCCUCAAAUUCAAAAAUGUUUUGAGAUGGUUGAAAGCAUAUUUGGCUUUGGCAGGAUAGGUGGAAGUACCUCAGUAGAUUGGAGCAAAGGCUAGAAAUAUAAAACAACAAUUAUUUAUCAGGUCUUUCUCUUGUCUUGCUUACUGGAUUCAUCUCAUUGUUAGUGGUCCAUGGAAAAUUAUUUUGAGUAACUUAUUUCAACACCAUUUUCUGAAUCUGCCAAGGAAGCACAGUUAUUUGACAAGGCAUUGAGGGCCAACUAGUUCUGUCAGUUGUUAUCAAUGUUGUGAACAAAACAUGUAAUGCGUUAGGAAACUUAGCUUGGUACUGAAAGAACAAUAGGUUUCGCAUUUCUGAAGUGUCUUGAACCUAGGGUCUUUGGAUUUGACAAAUAACAGCAAUCUGCUGUUAACUUCUUAUAUCAGUAAGAAAUUUCAAGCCCUGUGUUGAAAGUUAAUGUUGGAAUGGAUGCUUGGGCUCGUGUUCCAACUGGGGUAUAUUUUUAGGUUUACCUAAGGGAAUGUUAAAUUUUAAGAACAAGAGUUAACAUCUAAUUCUCGCAGCCUGUUAAGAAUAAGAGUUGACAUCUAAUUCUCGCAGCCUAACCCAUCACUUUGGUUCCCUUCAAUAGAGUUGUUUCUUCACCACAACUUCACUUUUGUUUGGCUGACUGAUGGUUUGUUAGUUGUUACAGUGUUUUUUUGUUAAUAAGAGUCCUCAACUCUUUGUGUUUAGGAAAGACCCUUGGCCUCAUUCGCGGAGCUGAAACCCUCAAGCAUGCUGAUCGCUGAUUACAUGCCGACCUGAAACCCUAAACCCGUGCUAGUCCUGUGCAAGAGCAAGCCACAGACUGGCCAUCCGCAUUGGCUGAUUGGCAGGGAAGAACUGCCCGACCUGACUUGUUGCUACUAACACCGAGCAUUUGGGAUGCAUCCUAACCCAUCUGCUGCCUCCUUUUUUUGGCCAAGCAAAGCCAACGCUGAAAAGGGGAAAUCUACACGACAUAUAGGCGGAUCAUCUCCCGAUUUUGACCUGCUCGACGGUGUCCUUGUGUUCUUUCCAUUCUCCAGUGCAACAAUUUUUUUUUUUCCCUGGUGAAAUUUAGAUCGUUAAGUUGUUAUUUGAGUGUCUAAAAAACUGUUUGAAUUUGUUUGGGAAGAUUUGGAAAUCAUACUGCUGUAGAUAUGUUGUGGCAAGGCUUGUUAUGAGUUCUAAAUGUUCUAUAGAAUGGAUCUCUGUAAAAUUUGUUGCUUGAUGUAAAGAACUUGCUUUUGCUUGAUAAGAACAAUAUUAUAUAUAUAUAAAGGAGGUUGCGGGUUUGAUA
Diospyros lotus (date-plum) is the source of this 3416-nucleotide messenger RNA. Its product is annotated as pentatricopeptide repeat-containing protein At1g74900, mitochondrial. NCBI's taxonomy places the organism in Eukaryota, Viridiplantae, Streptophyta, Magnoliopsida, Ericales, Ebenaceae. The transcript is spliced from 2 exons. The record is from RefSeq and is a predicted model, not a curated record. Gene Ontology annotation, molecular function: protein binding. The coding region runs from base 303 to 1790 and encodes 495 amino acids.